Messenger RNA from Limulus polyphemus (Atlantic horseshoe crab), 1430 nucleotides. Its product is annotated as stimulator of interferon genes protein-like. NCBI's taxonomy places the organism in Eukaryota, Metazoa, Arthropoda, Merostomata, Xiphosura, Limulidae. The transcript is spliced from 8 exons. Gene Ontology annotation, biological process: activation of innate immune response; innate immune response; positive regulation of macroautophagy. The record is from RefSeq and is a predicted model, not a curated record. Gene Ontology annotation, cellular component: autophagosome; endoplasmic reticulum membrane. The coding region runs from base 194 to 1273 and encodes 359 amino acids. Gene Ontology annotation, molecular function: cyclic-di-GMP binding; 2',3'-cyclic GMP-AMP binding.
AAUAAGACACAAUAUGGGUCAGAUAAGAUUUUACAAUCCUUAUUACUAACAAGCCGACCCUGAGAGUCACGCAUCAAUAGACAAGGGCGCUUUUUUAUAUGAACAAAAUAAUCCAAAACCAAAACCAUACAAGUAUGAUUCAAAAGGGUGAAACGUAUACAUAUAUAUAUCUUAGUAUCAGUAUCGUGUUAGAAUGCCUGAUGGAAGUGUUAUAAACGUCAGGAACAUGCAAGAGAUAACCUCGAACAACAGUGACUUCAGUAUCGGAACUUUUCCCAAGAAGCGUAAAAAUAAAGCUCAAAUUGCAUCUAUUCUUGUUGCACUUUUGAUGUUUUUUCUGUGGCUAAGCAUCAAUUUUUCACAUAAAAUUGAAGUUAUAGAGGCUGAUGUGUUUACCGAAAAAGCUGUUCAUGCCACAUUGUCGAUCAGUAUUAUAAGUUUGGCAGAAUGUUUUUACAGAUUUUGUCUUCUUAUUGAGGAAAUGUGGCACCUUGAAACUAGGCACAAGAAUAGUUAUAAACUCAUGACUUGCUAUGUGUUUAGUGGUAACAAGACAAUAUACGUGGUGAUGGGUGUAAAUAUGCUGGUUUCAGUGAUAUUACUGGUGAAUAAUCCAGCUCUAUUUUGGUCAGUCUUUAUGAGCAAUUUUGACAGCAGUUGUGCUCUGUUGAUUGUAAUGUUAAUUCUCUUUCAAUUUAAGAAGCCAAACAAGGUGGAGUUGAGUCAGAUUGUAGAAGACAAUAAACUUAGUAUUGGACGUAGCUUUGCCUUCUGCUACUACUCAUCUUACCUGAAGCUUGUGAUGAAUCCGGAUUGUGGAUUGACAUUUCGAAAGAGAAUUAUGGAGUAUGAACAGCAAUAUGGCAUCUCUAUCCCUGUGAAGAAACUAUUUAUACUCAUCACAGAGUCAGGUUUUAUCCACAGUAACCUUGAGCAUUAUGGAGAUGAAAAUAUCCAAUGUGCUAAUCAACUACCAGAUCUAGAGCGGGACAGAGCUGGAACACAAAAACGAGCAUAUAAGAACACGGUAUAUGAGAUCAGUGUGAAAAAAGAUGAGGUACUUCGAUGCGUAGUGGAAGGAGCCACACCUCUUUUGUCCAUGAGAGAGAUGUCAAAAACAACCAAUAGUGGACUAUCAGUAAACAAACUAAAUGAAGAGAUUCUCCAGUUCUACCAUGAACUCAGUAACCUUCUGGAAGCUGACCCAAGUUGCUCCAAUUGUUACGAACUUAUAUUUUACAAAGAGCUGGUGUUGGUGACUGGGAUGGUGUAAAAAGUGAUUACAUUAUCUGAGUGAGUUGCUUGUAUACAAUGUCAGGAUGGACAUGAGUGGAGGGGUUUGCAAAUUAGACACUGCCAAGGGCAUUUAAGAGAGGUAUAAAAGACUGGAGCAUGUGAGAGCAGUGCUUAGAUAGGCAAAGCCUAUGUCG